AUAGGAAGUGUGAUAUUUUAUUCUGCUAUACUGAUGCUAGUGUAUCGAGCUUCAUGUUCGCCGAUUGUAAAGUGGACUAUGGAUAAUAAUAUCUUUCUGUUUGUGGAGUGUGGAAAAGAGUAAAAUCUUUAAAACAUGUAGCCUUUAAUCUCAGGAACCUGUUGUUGGAGACAGCAACUCAAACUGAACAGGUCUUGAAAUUUUGCAAUAAUAUUUUCUAAACCACAAUUAUCUUGGUUCAAACUGAGCAGGUCUUGAAAUUUUGCAAUAAUAUUUUCUAAACAACCAUUUUCUUGAGGGACACAUAUAUGUAGGAAUGAAAAAUGUUUUCAUUCAACGAUUAUGAAAAAUGAAAUAAUAUCAAGUAUUUUGAUCAAAACAGAUGUGUGAAAGAUGAAACUUGUUGUUUACCUAAUGUGAAAACAAAUUUAAUAACUGCCAUUGUGGACAAAGCAAAUAUGUUACUACAUAAAAUGGAGUAAUAUUUAAAAUUACUUUGGUGAUACUAUUUUCUAAACAAUUCUUCAUAAGACAAUGCUUUUCAACAUGUGUAAAGUGGAAUUUGUUGUGUUUCAGUUGUGAAAAAAAAGAAAUAAUAUUAGUUUCUGGUCUUUUGGACAAAGCAAAUAUAUCUGAAUUGGUACUACAGAGAUUUUAAUAAAGAUAUCCUAUUAUUCAUUAUUCAUUUGCAAUUCACUGGAUUUAAAAAUUGAAGAUGUCUUCCAUUUCCACCAGUCCUGAACCAGAGUGCAGAAUCCCUGGUCCUCACGAAAUUGAGGAGGAAAUUGCAAAUUUUGUUGAAAGCUUUAAGCAAAAGAGCUCCUACCUCGAUCGGAGGUCCAGUUUGGAAUCCAGUGACACAAGUUGUACUGGAACCUCUGGCUGGACUAGUUCUGCAUACUCGACUACAGACGAUACCCAGACAUCAACGACAAAUAGUCCUGACAAGGAAGAAGGGGCGAAGGGGUUUGAUCCUGAUACCCUGCACAAACGGAAUGGGAUUAUAGCCGAGAGUCGGAGAAUAAGUGAAUGGGCAUGGCUGACGAGCAAAGAAAGUUUUGAUUACACGGAACCCGACAGCUUACGUGGAGGAGUUACCUCUGAGAACAGUGCGGGUGAAUCUAGUGAUGUGAUGGGUGAAUCCUGCCAGGGAUUUGGCGUGCUGGAUGUGGCCAAACUUCUUCAAGCCAGAUUUGUCUGCCUUUCAGGUGGUAAAGCUCUGAAUGGUGCGGCUAUUCUCACCUUCCCUGAUUGUCCACAACUGCCGGAAGUACCGGAUGAGGACUACCGGAAAGUCGUUACUUACCUAUGCAGCAUUCCUCAACUACAGAACAGUGACGCUGGGUUUGUCAUUGUGAUAGAUCGGAGAAAUGACAGCUGGUCAUCGGUCAAAGCCAUUCUUCUUAAAAUCAGGGGUUUUUUCCCAUACCACAUCCAAGUGGUCUUCCUCCUACAGCCCAAAGGCUUCUUUCAGAGAGCGUUUGCCGACUUCAGGUCAAAGUUCGUCAAGGAGGAGCUGGAAUUUAAGGUCAUACUUUGUGACUCGCCAGUGGCCAUGUUGGAUUAUGUUGACCCCAGUCAGCUGAACUAUGACGUGGGUGGAGCCAUCGAUUAUGAUCCUAACGAAUGGACACAGAAUCGAGCAGCUAUAGAGAAGUUUGAGUCGAACAUUAACACAAUCUCAGCCACCAUCACGGCAAUGGUGAAGAAACUGGAGGAGGCUGAUCUGCCCAACGAUGUGGCGGGGACCGAGGCGCUCAUACGCAACCACAUUCAGGAGCGCAAGGAGCUCCAUGACGACCUCAACAGCGCCACCGAGCAUGGUCUCACCAUACUCAAGUGUAUCAGGGGAGACAACUUGGAUGUGCCUCUAGUCCAAAUGAUCCAUGUUGCAGAACUGGAAAGACUUCUUGCUCAACUGGAAAAAACAAAAAAGAAAUUUGCUGAGUUUUGGCGAGCACAUGAACUGAAAUUGAGGCAGUGUUUAAAGCUGAGACAGUUCGAAGAAGAAUUUAAAUUGAUUCAGUUUAACCUCGGACGCCGUGUGGAAGAGUUGGAACAGAAAAUGCAGGAGACUGGAGACUGUCUGUCACAAGUGGAAACUCACGUCACCGAGUUCCAGACUUUUCAAACUACAGCCGAGAGGGACCUGACCCUGGCCGAGAACAUGCGUUCAAGCGGGGAACAGCUGAUAGCCGAUGAGCACUAUGCGGUCGACUGCAUUCGACCCAAGUGCAUGGAGCUGCAGCGCAUGUGUGAACAGUAUAAAGAGUUGCUACGGCGACGCAACGAAAUCCUCAUCAAGUCGCAGGAUCUUCAUGAUAGACUGGAAAAGGCUAACCGGUGGUGUAACCGUGGCGUUGACAUGUUGGCCAAUCAGCCGAUAGAACAGUGUCAGACCCAGGUGGGGGCGGACAAGGCGUUGCGGGAGAUUGAACACUUCCUGGGUACAGUUCGCGAUCUCAAGCUGAGCAACCCGCGGGAAUUCCAUCAAGCCUUUGACGGCAUGAUGACCACAGAAACACGGGCCGUGGUACAGCAGGUGCUGAAGCGGAUUGAGGACGUUCAGAAGAUGUGUGAGAAGAGAAAGGAAAGUCUGCGCAGUCUGGCGUCCAAACCAUCGCGGUCACGCCCCGUGCAGCACGUGCUCCCCGAACCCAUGCCACCACAGACGCCGGCCUCGACGGGUUACAAUGGCUUCGACCAGACUGACCUUGACCCCGAGGUCAGGAGGAAGGUGUUACUAGAAAACAAUAAAAGAAGUCCCCUUUCGCUGGAGAAAUCGGCUAGACACCGCGUGUUUGACAAGUCGGACAUCCAGCACCCGAUCCACAUCAACUCGCCUGCCUACAGCAGCAGUGCCAGCAGCAACAGCAGCCUCGCCCACAUGUCAGAUAUCUCCAUGGCAACGGACUCAAACACACAGCGCAGUUCAUACUCCUCCAUGUCAUCUUCAUCCCUGCCGGAGAUUGACACCCUGCAGACCAAACGCAGACAUGUUAUGAAUGAGCUGAUCGAAACGGAAACAACCUAUGUGAGGGAACUUGAAGAAAUAUACACUGGAUAUUAUUUGGAAAUGAACAACCGAUCCAUGCAGCAUUUAAUUCCACCCGAAUUAGAAGGAAAGAAAAAUAUUCUGUUUGGAAACUUAGAGCAAAUUUAUAAGUUUCAUAAAGAUGAUUUUCUUCAAGAAUUACAAAACUGCCGAGAGGUUCCAGCUAAAGUUGGUCGUUGUUUUAUCAACAGAAAAGAAGAAUUCCAGUGGUACAGUGUGUACUGUCAAAACAAACCAAAGUCCGAAGCUCUGAGAACGAAGAUUGGUGACAGUAACCCGUUCUUCAAGGAGUGUCAAAGAAGGCUUGGUCACAAAUUACCCCUCGGAGCUUUCUUACUGAAACCAAUUCAGAGAAUCACCAAAUACCAGCUACUACUCAAGGAGAUGUUGCGGUUCACAGGAGAAGACCGUGAAUUGGAGAGUCAGCUACAGGAGGCUGUCGACACGAUGCUGGGAGUCUUACGCUACCUCAAUGACAGCAUGCACCAGGUGUCCAUCGUCGGAUACAGUGAAAAUCUUUCUGAUCUUGGCCGUCUACUGAUGCAUGGCAGUUUCAGUGUUUGGACGGAACACAAGAAGGACCGGAUCCGGGACCUGCGGUUCAAGGCCAUGCACCGGCACAUGUUCCUGUACGAACGCUCGCUGCUGCUGUGCAAGAAGAAGGAAGAUAACCAGAACUCGGAUGGUGCUAGUUACGCCUUCAAGAAAAAACUUAAACUCUCGCAGGUGGGCCUCACAGAAAAUAUCAAGGGAGACAAGAAGAAAUUUGAGUUAUGGCUACGAGGUCGUGAAGAGGUGUACACCAUUCAGGCCCCAAGUCUUGAAGUGAAGGAUGCCUGGGUAAAGGAAAUAAAGAAGGUUUUGUUGAACCAGUUUGAUGAUAUAAAAGUUGUACAUACAACAACAAAUCCCAUAUCAGAGGAGCACUUAUCAAGUCACAUGAUGUCCCAGAAUAACUCCAUUAAAAGCAUUGACAACUGGAGGUCUCAGCACUCUCUCAACAACAACACGACGGUUCCGAUCGGUCUGGGUAUGGUGUCGCCCAUCGACUCCCCCUCCAGUCCCACCCAGGCAGUCGAUUACGGGGAUGACGAGGGAUGGUCCAGUGGGGAGUUCUCCAACACGGAUGAGGAUGAAUGCCCUGAUCAGUAUAUUCCUAAAAUAGAGCCAGCAUUCAGAGAACAUUUUGUGUCGCUAGGUGACUACGUACCUGUUGACAGCAAUGAACUUGGUUUUGCUGAAGGUGAUGUGUUGGAAAUUCUACGUGUCGGGACAAAUGGUUGGUGGUACGCAAAACAUUUAUCAAACUAUGAAGAAGGCUGGGUUCCGUCGACUUACCUCGAAUCUGCUUCACAGCGGGUUUCUCCUUCAAUAUCCAGUUCAGCUGUAGACGAACUCACAGCAGAUGGGGAAGAGGGAAUCAUUUCAUGCACUAACGAUUCCCCUCUAGUGCCUAAGGGGGAGGAGGGGAUCAAGUCUCCUGAGGAGGCGACUCCUACGGUUGACCUCGCUCCUGACCCCAGCUCCUGACGGUGGAGAAUCGUUUGGCGGCAGGGACUACUACCACAGCCGAGCUAGUUUGGCCAGCACGAGCACCACCAACAGUCCAGAGGAGACAACUGUCUGAAAUAAAAUGUCAUUGUCAGAUCGGUUUUCUUGUGAAGACCAUUCAGAACCGUCAUUGCUACAACUGCAGUCGUCUGAUCCUUGAGCAUUCAGUGAUGUUUUGCUAUGAAAACAAGACAGUUAUCCUCAUCUUGAUCAAUUGCUGUCUGUCUACAUUAUUGUUAUGGGAAUAAGAAUUUUCACAAGUGUCAUGGCUGCCUCCAAGCAUCUGCACCUUGAGCAUUCACUGGCGUUUUGCCAUGGAAACGAGAGUUUUCAGAAAAUGAUAACUUUAUCUUGGUGAAUUGCUGUCUGCCAGGAUCUGAAUCACAGAGAACUGGAAUGUCUGUAAACAUUAUUGUUAUGGGAAUAAGAAUUUUCACAGGAUGUGAUCAUCAUUUCAGAGAAGCUCAAACAUGCACUGUUGAUGUCGUCAAGAAAGGAUUGCUUGGGAUCUACAAUUUAAUCUGACCAGAACUGAAACAAACAAUGUCCUGCAGACAUGAUGAAAACGUACUAUGAACAUUUGUUACUUUGAUGUUAAAAGUAGGAUACAGCAAUCUCAAGGCAUGACAUGAAAUAUUCUGGAGAAUAUUUCAAGAAGUCUGGUCAUCUCAAUAUUUAUAGACAUUCUUUUAAUUCUUCCUAGGACAUAUUAAAUAAUCAUGUGGAAACAAUAACCUUUUAGCCAGAAUGUAUAGUCAGUUCAAGCAUUUAAAUAUUUCUUUGAAAAUAACCAACAAAGCUUAAGUUGAUCAUUCUUAGACAUAACCAACAUGAAGAAUGAUGUAUGACCUUUCAUCUCUUACCUCAGUAUGAUUUGGAUGAGUUUGUGGGCAGCAUCAAUAACUGGUCUCUUCAUCAGAUACUGUUUGUUUAAAUGCUGCUGCCAUGGAAAGAAAAAACUAUACAACCUUUUUGAUGUCAUUUCAUUGCACUUUGGAUAAGUUUUUGGGUAAUAUUGAUAUUUGGCCAUCUGCAUGGAAAUCCAGGAAGAUCAGAAGCUGUCUCAGUACUCUUCUGCCAUUGAAAAGAUAUAUAUGACCUUUUUAUCUCUUACUUCGGUUAACUUGGAUGACUAUGUGGAUCACAUUGAUUGUUUGUCAUCUUCAGAGAUAUUCAAGAAGAUCAGAUGCUGUUUCUAUAGAGAUUCUACUGUCAUAGAAAGACGUGUUUUGACUCUUCAGUCUAGCUGUUAUUUUACAUCAUCUUUGGGUGAUUAUUGAAUAAACAUUUCAGUACAUGGUAAUCUCCAUAGUUACCUGACAGAUGGCCAAUGAAAACUGAUUGGUAGUUCCUGUAGACGUCACUGCCAUGCUGUGUAUUCAGGACAUAAGCUAGUCAUGGAUUUGUUCCUGUCAUUUUGCUCCCCCAACUUCUAUAUGUCUUGGGGUCUUAUAGUUUGUCUGUGUGUUUGUCUUUCAGUACUCUUGUGAUCGAUUCUUAGUUUUAAUAAUGUGUACAGAUGUUCUGCCAACAUAAGAUGUAUACAUUCUUUUAUAUAAUAAUUCAGAAACUUGCAACUUAUUGACUUUCAGUAUGACUCUGAGAAUAACAAAGCAGUGAUUCGAAAAGAAAUUCACAUGAUCUGUGUAUUUGUGUAUUAUAUUAUGGAAAUGCAAACAAUAUACAAUACACAAUCCAACAGCAAAGUCAAAUAAAUGUCUGUGUAUCUAUACUGCAAUCACUGUAUACAAAUAUAUUGGCAGAUAAUGAUCAUUAGAUACAUUUCUGUAUUUUCGGACACUGACCAAAAAUAGAGCUUUUUGGAAUUAGUUAUGACCAGCAAAGGAAUAGUGUAUUGUUAAGUGUAGGUACUUAUUAUUUUAUUUCCAGUUGGUGGGUUUGGUUUUUCAAAAACAUUUUGUAGACAAUAUUUGUUUUAAAAAUAAGAAAUAAACUGUUGUUAUUUAAGAAUUAUUUUGUGUUGGUGUAUAGAUAUUGUAGUUGAUAAGGCAUUCAACAUGCAUAAGCUUACUACUCAACAAAAUAGUAAAGUUAAAUUGUGUAAUAAAAUGGUUAAUUUCAUUAAUAUUUCGAAGUAUAUAGGAUUGCAGGAUAAAUAACAUAGCCAGUUACUAUAGGUUGUCAGUUGAGUUUAUUGUUGUGUUCUAAAUUGUCCAAACUUAUCCCUUAUUUUCAUCUCUGCUAGUUUUAUCUGUAUACAUAUAUUUUUUACUGUUUUCAUUUUAAUGAAAAUACCAAAUCAUGAAUUAUUUUCACAGAUGUUUGUUUUUAAUGUCAGUUUAUAAUGGCUGUUAUGGUGUUUUGCCAAUGCAAUUUUUUACAGAAGCCAAACUAGAGCUAAGAAUUGCUUGGUGUAUAGACAAAUUAAGACUACAGUUGGCCGUCUACAUUGCGUAAUCAUGCAAUUAAUGAUUUUUAGAUUGCUUUGAAAUUUGUUUUAAAAAUAUUUUUAAGGAUAACAGUUACUGAUCAGUUGUAUUUAUCAUAGCUGUGAUAAGUGAUUUAUUGAUCAGCUGGUAAAUGGUGUACUUUUCAACUGUUAAAUGAUGUAUUUACAUUUCAGAUUGAAAUAGCCUGCCAUGCAGCUAGUCUCAUGUGUUGAGGUUUUAGGAUUGUGAAAUAUUUUAGAGUCAAUGUGACUCAGAAUUUAAAAUUGGGAAUCAUGUAUAUUUACUACCAAAAUUCAGAAACAGUAUAUAUAUAUAUAUAUAUAUUCAGUACAUGUAUCAUAACAUGUUCAAGAGGUCCCUUUCUAGAAUUAUCAUUACCCCCUCCCUCCAUCCCGUAUUGGAAAUCCUAGAUCCACUCUUGUAUUUAUCACCUGGUCAACAUUAGCUAUAAAUAUUACUUCUGCCAUAAUAAUCAGAUGAAAAUGCUUAAACAUAUUUUAAUGAUUGUGUUACCUAUAUAUGAGAAUCUCGUGAUGUUUAUUUAUUAACCACAUUUUGUACAGGUAUAUGUUACAAAUAGUACCCUGUGUUUGUGUUGCCACAGUAAUAAUGGUCUGAUUCCUUUUUACCUUGGAUUUGGUGCACUGUGUGAACAGAGCACGUUAUAUUUACCUCAGUUCUUAUGCAACCUACUUUACAUUCCAUCUUCGUUAUGUUCUCCUUGUCAAAACAAAACGGAACUACUUGAGUGAUCGCUACUACGUUGACCACUCAUAAUCGUAGUAAUAUAAAUGUUCAGUGUUCGUGGCUUUUAAUACUUUUAUCUAAUCAUGUAUAAGAAGUAUUUGUGAGAACUUAGAAAUCCGUUGUCAGCUGCUUGCUCUUUUUAGUAUACACCUGGAAAUUAAUUUACCACCACCUGAAUUUAUAUUGCAGCCAAAAUGGUGCCUAGAAGUACGCGUAGUUGUCGGUACCAACAUGGUUUAAAUAUGAUAUUAAGAGCUUUUGCAUAUUCUGUAUCUUCUGAGUAUGUACCGAAAUGAUGUGAAUAAAUUACUCAAGAGAAGCACAUCUGUGUGAUUGCAGCUCCAUAGUUAAUUACCACACCAUAUAUUUUCAUGUGAAUUAAUGGAGUCUAUCUUUUACCCUAGAAUACAUUAAAUAUUGGUCUAAUGACAGCUAGUGAAUGUCAUCACAGGUGUACUUAAUCUAAAAAGGGGGCGGGAUGUAGGUCAGUGGUAAAGCGCUCGUUUGAUGCAUGGUGAGUUUGAGAUUGAUCCCCAUCAGUGGGACUAUUGAGCUAUUUCUUGCUGGUAUAUGUAAGGCUGUGGUAUGUG
This is a messenger RNA of Gigantopelta aegis, 8354 nucleotides long. Its product is annotated as guanine nucleotide exchange factor DBS-like. Gene Ontology annotation, biological process: intracellular signal transduction. The transcript has 27 exons. Gene Ontology annotation, molecular function: guanyl-nucleotide exchange factor activity; protein binding. Gene Ontology annotation, cellular component: cytoplasm. Lineage: Eukaryota; Metazoa; Mollusca; Gastropoda; Neomphalida; Peltospiridae. The record is from RefSeq and is a predicted model, not a curated record. Bases 716 to 4585 code for a protein of 1289 amino acids.